AUGGAGACCAGGAGCUACCACCUCGGCCUGGGAUUUCUGCUCCUGCUCUGUCUCCCUGCAGAAUGCCUGGGAGCCGAGGGGAGACUGGCUCACAAGCUGUUUCGUGACCUGUUUGUCAACUAUACAAGUGCCCUGAGACCUGUGGCAGACACAGACCAGACUCUAAAUGUGACCCUGGAGGUGACAUUGUCUCAGAUCAUCGAUAUGGACGAACGGAACCAGGUGCUGACCUUAUACCUGUGGAUCAGGCAGGAGUGGACAGAUGCCUACCUACACUGGGACCCCAAAGCCUAUGGUGACUUGGAUGCAAUCCGCAUUCCCAGCAGUCUAGUGUGGCGGCCAGACAUCGUUCUCUACAACAAGGCGGACACGCAGCCACCAGCCUCGGCCAGCACCAACGUGGUUGUACGGCACGAUGGCGCCGUGCGCUGGGAUGCACCAGCCAUCACACGCAGUUCGUGCCGUGUGGACGUGUCUGCCUUCCCGUUCGAUGCGCAGCGCUGCGGCCUGACCUUCGGCUCAUGGACGCACGGCGGGCACCAGCUGGACGUGCGACCCCGGGGCGCGUCUGCCAGUCUGGCUGACUUCGUGGAGAAUGUUGAGUGGCGCGUGCUGGGCAUGCCGGCGCGCAGGCGCGUGCUCACCUAUGGCUGCUGCUCUGAGCCCUACCCGGAUGUGACCUUCACGCUGCUACUGCGCCGCCGCGCUGCCGCCUAUGUGUGCAACCUGCUGCUGCCCUGCGUGUUCAUCUCCCUGCUGGCGCCACUGGCCUUCCACCUGCCCGCUGACUCCGGGGAAAAGGUGUCUCUGGGCGUCACCGUGCUCCUGGCCCUCACUGUCUUCCAGCUGAUUCUGGCCGAGAGCAUGCCGCCUGCAGAGAGCGUGCCACUCAUCGGGAAGUACUACAUGGCCACCAUGACCAUGGUCACGUUCUCCACAGCACUCACCAUCCUCAUCAUGAAUCUGCAUUACUGUGGUCCUAGUGCACAUCCAGUGCCUGCCUGGGCGCGGGUCUUCCUGCUGGGACACCUGGCCAGAGGACUGUGUGUGCGGGAACGAGGGGAGCCCUGUGGGCAGUCCCGGCCACUAGAAUCAGCCCCCAGCCUCCAGCCUCCAGCUGGUCUCCCAGAGGGGCCUUGUCAUGAGUCACGGUGUCUAUGCCAUCAGGAAGCCCUUCUGCAUCAUGUGGCUUCCAUUGCCAGCACCUUCCACAGCCACCGGGCUGCCCAGCGCUGCCAUGAAGACUGGAAGCGCCUGGCUCGAGUGAUGGACCGCUUUUUCCUGGGCAUCUUCUUCUGCAUGGCUCUGGUCAUGAGCCUCCUGGUACUGGUACAAGCCCUGUGAGGGCCAAGAACUGGAUCUCAGGGAGCUUUGGUCACCUCAACACU
Messenger RNA from Peromyscus eremicus (cactus mouse), 1388 nucleotides. It is a transcript of the gene Chrna10, whose product is annotated as cholinergic receptor nicotinic alpha 10 subunit. NCBI's taxonomy places the organism in Eukaryota, Metazoa, Chordata, Mammalia, Rodentia, Cricetidae. Gene Ontology annotation, molecular function: transmembrane signaling receptor activity; acetylcholine-gated monoatomic cation-selective channel activity. Gene Ontology annotation, biological process: monoatomic ion transmembrane transport; regulation of membrane potential; chemical synaptic transmission. The coding region runs from base 1 to 1344 and encodes 447 amino acids. The transcript is spliced from 5 exons. Gene Ontology annotation, cellular component: postsynaptic membrane; neuron projection; synapse. The record is from RefSeq and is a predicted model, not a curated record.